Messenger RNA from Uloborus diversus, 642 nucleotides. RefSeq names its product nuclear receptor subfamily 2 group E member 1-like (gene Hr83). Lineage: Eukaryota; Metazoa; Arthropoda; Arachnida; Araneae; Uloboridae. Gene Ontology annotation, biological process: regulation of transcription by RNA polymerase II; cell differentiation; anatomical structure development. The record is from RefSeq and is a predicted model, not a curated record. Gene Ontology annotation, molecular function: nuclear receptor activity; RNA polymerase II cis-regulatory region sequence-specific DNA binding; zinc ion binding.
AUGGUGUCCUGCCUGGUGUGUGGGGAUAAAUCGUAUGGUAAACAUUAUGGCGUGUUCUGUUGCGAUGGAUGUAGCUGCUUCUUCAAGAGAAGCAUUAGACGAGGAAUUGUUUAUAGUUGCAUUGCCGGAACAGGAAACUGUGUUGUAGACAAGGCGAGAAGAAACUGGUGUCCAUUUUGCCGGUUACAGAAAUGUUUUCGCGUGAACAUGAACAGAAAUGCAGUACAAGAGGAGCGAGGACCCAGAAAUAAUAAAAAAGUGACAAAAGACAAUCAUGAUGUUUCUAAUAGUCAUAGUUGUACAAUACCUCCAGAAGCAUCAAUGGUUUUUCGGCAAAUUGCAGCUCACAUUCUUUUGGUGAGCUUUAGGAGAGCUCGAAGCAACGAUCUUUUUUGUUCUCUUCCACCCACUGACCAAUCUGUGAUUUUGCAAGACGUGUGGAGCGAAUUAUUUCUUCUUCAAGCUGCUUAUUGGGUUCUUCCGAGAAGGAUUGUUUCAGCUAUUAUGGAAUGUAGGCAAUUGCAACUUGAUCCUCUGGAACGUUCUUUGCUGGAAACAAUAAUUUUGGCAAGGAAAGUGCCGUCAGAACUGUAUGACUUGAGCUAUUACAAAACCCUACCGAAGAGGUUAAAGGAUAGUUAA